Messenger RNA from Cryptococcus deneoformans JEC21, 2144 nucleotides. RefSeq names its product fumarate reductase (NADH), putative. Lineage: Eukaryota; Fungi; Basidiomycota; Tremellomycetes; Tremellales; Cryptococcaceae. The transcript is spliced from 16 exons. Bases 55 to 1962 code for a protein of 635 amino acids. Gene Ontology annotation, molecular function: oxidoreductase activity; heme binding; FMN binding. The record is from RefSeq and is a predicted model, not a curated record.
UAUAUCCCAGUACUUUUCUCACUCCUUGACUAUCAAUACCACCACAAGAUCAUAAUGUCCAAAGUGAAGGUCAUCAUCGUAGGCGGCGGCCUUUCAGGUCUUUCCGCUGCCCAUACAGUCCUCGAGCGAGGAGGGAAUGUCUUACUGCUCGAUAAGAACAGUUUCAUGGGCGGAAACUCGACCAAAGCUACGAGUGGUAUUAACGGUGCCAAUACCCAGGCUCAACAAACACUCGGUAUCCCCGACACCUCUGCAAAGUUUUUCGCAGACACCAAGAAAUCCGCUCGAGAGCUCGCUAGAGACGACCUCAUCCGUGUGCUCACCUAUAAAUCCGGCGAUGCAGUCAAUUGGCUCAUCGAGCGGUUCAACCUUGAUCUAAGUAAGGUUUCCCGACUUGGGGGUCAUUCAGAGAAGAGGACGCAUAGAGGUACACAGCAGUUCCCCGGAAUGACGAUUACUUAUGCUUUGAUGGAAAAGCUCGAGGAUAUGGCAGCACAACACCCUGAUAGAGUCAAGAUUCUCAAGAAAGCCAAGGUCACCAAGCUCUUGCAAGAGGAUGGUAAAGUUAUUGGGGUCGAUUACGAGCGGGAUGGUAAACAUUACACUGAAUACGGCCCCGUCGUACUUGCAACAGGAGGGUACGCAGCGGAUUUCACGGCAGACUCGUUACUCCAGCAGUAUCGACCAGAAUAUUACAACCUUCCAACAACAAACGGCGACCACUGCACCGGCGACGGCCACAAAAUGGCCAUGCUCAUCGGUGCCAAAGGCAUCGACCUCGAGAAAGUCCAAGUUCACCCGACCGGGCUCGUGGACCCGAAAGACCCUGAUGCAAAAGUGAAGUUCCUUGCUGCGGAAGCACUGAGAGGCGUGGGAGGCUUGUUGAUCAAUAGAGACGGGGAGAGAUUUGUAGAUGAGUUGGAGCAUAGAGAUUAUGUGACGGGGAAGAUGUGGGAGAAUGACAAGUUCCCAGUCCGCCUUGUGCUGAACAGCACGUCAAGCAAAGAGAUUGAAUGGCACUGCAAACACUACGUCGGGAGGGGACUUAUGAAAAAGUUCAACAGCGGAGAAGAGUUGGCAAAAGAGAUUGGGUGUAGUCCCGAGGCUUUGAAGAAGACUUUCGACGAUCAUAAUAGAUACGCCAAGAACCCGGGUACUGAUCCAUUUGGCAAAAAGUUCUUCUCUGGCGGCGACUUUUCCAUGUCGGACACUUACCACGCCGCUAUCAUGACCCCCGUAUUGCACUACACCAUGGGCGGUCUCGAAAUCGGUAUCAACGCCGCCGUCCACAAUGCUAAUGGUGGAGAGGUGGAAGGCCUCUACGCUUGUGGCGAACUUGCAGGCGGUGUCCAUGGAGCAAACCGGUUGGGUGGGAGUAGUCUUCUGGGUUGCGUCGUGUUUGGUCGUGUAGCAGGCGAUUCCGUCUCUUCGUACCUCCUUUCCUCUCUCGCCAACACUGAUGCGAAUGUGAAAGCGGCCAAGCGACUCGGUACGAUCAACAACCAUCUCGUUGAGACCAAGAUUAAGCUAGACCCAGAGUCAAAGGCUUUGCAGCUAUCCUUCUCUUGGGGAGAUGAGACCGGCGACCAGAAUCAGAAGGAUGCUGGUGGUGCCCAAGUCCCAGCGAGUAGCGCUCCGGGUCAAAAAGGGGACCGCACAGCCGCAGAAAUCGAACCCGAGGCCCUUCCGACCCCACCCGCUAAAAAAGGUUCUGACAAGGGCGAUAAGAAGGAGUAUACCCUUGAAGAGGUUGCGAAGCACAAUACUGAGAAGGAUUGCUGGGUGGUGAUCGGUGGUCAAGUCUUGGAUGUUACCAAUUUCUUGGAAGAUCACCCUGGCGGUGUGAAAGCAAUCAUGCUCUACGCAGGCAGGGAUGCUACUGAGGAGUUUGAUAUGAUCCACCCCCCUAAUGCGAUUGCGAAGUAUGCGCCCGAUACUGUUAUCGGAACCAUCAAGUCGUAAGACUACUCGAACAAUUGACGGGCGGAUCAUAUUGCGUGCGGUUGUAAUCUAUUAACAGAGGUGAAAGGAAGUGACGAAAGCGCGGAAGAGAAGGAAGCGCGGCCGUGUGAUGAUGCGAAGAAAAGAAGAUACGAUUCUGUUGUGUUGUGCGCACGUAUAAGUAUUUCUAUGUAGCAUGCAGA